AUGAAUUCUGAAUUAUUCGCUUGUUAAUUUUGCAAGGAAUAUUUCUCUAUUUAAAGAGAGCCAUUUUUAUUACCAGAUUGUGGUCAUAGUGUAUGUGCAGAAUGUUUAACUGAAAAAUUAAAAAAUGGGAAUUAAUUUGUAUGCAAAGAAGAUGGGUAUUAAUUUGAAUUAUAAUCACAGUGUACAAGUAACUAGGAAUUAAAUGAAUGAAUUUCCAAAAAACUUUGCUUUAUUAUAAAUAAUAAAAAAUAGACCAUUAAAUAGGAAAAUACAAAUUAACAAUUCUCCAAAAUAAUUAGAAAUAGAAUAAGAUCCUGAUAGAUGUAAAAAACAUGGUGAAAAAAUGGAUGUUGUUUGUGUUGAUCAUAGAAUAAGAAUAUGUGCAAAAUGCGCAUUAUUUGGAGACCAUGUAGAUCAUAAAGUUGUUAAUUUAGAAGAUGCGUUAAAAAAAAUUAUUAGAAGAAUUCAAGAAUUAAAGGAUAUGUCAGAAAGACUAGAUAAAGCUGCUAAUGAAACAUUUGAAAUGUCUUAAUAUUUUAAUAAAAUUGAAAUGCAUUUUUAAUCUAAUUUAGAUAUUUAGAUUAAGUAAGUCAAUUCAUUUUUUGAUGAAUUAAACAUAAUUUUAGAUAAUAAAAGAAAUAAAAUCAUUUCAGAAUGCAAGGAGAAAAUAAUUCAUUCAUAAGAACUUUAUAAUAAAUAUAUCACAGAAGCAUUUAUAGAUGUCUAAAGAAAAGUAGAAUUAUGGAGAAUGACUAGUAAAGAUAGAAUUCAUUAUUAUGAAGAAUAAUAAAAGUCAAAUUCUAUUCCUUUCGAAUUAAUAUCUAUUUCUUCAACUAAUGAAUUGAUGUUAAUAGGUGCACAAUAUCUAAAGGAAUUAGAAACUACAAAAUAAUAAAUAUUACUCAAAAUAGAUGAACCCUCUUUUAGAGAAAUUCAUUUGGAACUUAAAAGUGAUUUAGAAUAAUUUAUAAAUACUAAUUUGAUGGUUUAUUAAAAAGAUCCUCAAUUUAGAGUAGAAAAUUCCUUAUUAAGACUUGAAUCUAUUACGGAAUGUUCAUUACUAAAAGAUAUUAAUAAUUCAAUCAUAUAGGAUCCAUUAAACUAAAAUCAAAUGGAAUAAUGGAUUAGAUAAUAUUAAGAGAACUAAUAGUAUAAAUAAUAACUAAAUUAAUAACAUUAAUUUUAAUAAUAAUAAUAAUAAUAAUCAUAAUAAUAAUAAUAGUUUUUAAAUGUAUAAUAAUAAUAAUAUCUAUAAAUCUAAAAUUAACCAUAUUAAUAAUAAUCCUAUUUAAAUCAUUAACGAAUAGAUCCACCUGUAACAUCCUCAGAAUUGGAUGAUUAAUAUUUAAAUAAUUUAAAAAAAUCUCCUUCAGCAACAACAUUAGCAACAAGACGAACUGUCUCUCCUUCACCUAUUCGAAGAUCAAUAAAAUAAAAGAAAAUAAAUGAAAAAUUCUAACCUUUAAUUUUUAAGUUAAAAGGAGACAGUUUAGAUUAGUGUGAUUUUAGUUAAGCAGAAUUAGGAGAUGAAGGAUUAUUAUCUUUAAUUACUAUAAUAAAAAAAACAAAAAAUUUGAGAGUAUUGAAAUUAGCAAAAAAUAAGAUAUAAGAUGGAGCAGCAUAAUAGUUGUUAAUAGAAUUAAUAGAAAAAUAAAAUGAAAAUGAUUUAGAAAAUAACUAAAUAUAAACUAUUAAUUUAUCAAGCAAUAUGCUUACUGAUAAAAUUAUUGAUACCAUUCUUGAUUUAUGUAAAAUUUUUAUUUUUUCUUAGGUAAAAAAUACUCUAAAACAAUGUAACAUUAAUCUUUAAAUUAAAUUUAUCUAAAUUAAAAUAUCAUAAACUUAACAAGAGUGAAAAGAAAAGUAGAUGAAAUUAAAAAGUAUGGAUUAAUAAUUGCCAUUUGA
Molecule: messenger RNA, 1905 nt
Organism: Paramecium sonneborni
Lineage: Eukaryota; Ciliophora; Oligohymenophorea; Peniculida; Parameciidae
Source: the annotation of a GenBank genome assembly